CUGUGUCGCCGACGACGACGGAGUACGAGGGGGGAGAUAAACAUUGGAUUUUUCUCCACGGGCCGCUGCUAGCCACCGUCACCGUCCAGCAUCACUGGACCCCGCUAGAGUUCGCUACGAUCCAACGGAGGUUUUAUCUCGCGGUAGGAAUUGCGAAACAAAGCAUCUCCAUCCAAUCCCCAUCCAAACUUCCCAGCGCGGCCCUUUUCUGGUAAAGAUCCCACUCGCUAUUUUCUCGCCUGCCUCUCCCCCUCCGUCCGUGCAGAUGUGUUUCUUCCGCAAGCCAUGAGUUCAUUACAUGCAAAAAUAGAAAACAUUUGCAGGCUCUGUUUGUCCGGCGAUGACACUUUGGAGUCUAUUUUUGGUGAUAGUGGAAGCGAUGCGCUUCAGACGAUAAUCUACGACUGUACAUCGAUUAGGAUACAACCACAGCUGGGCCUUCCGUCGUCGAUUUGUAGUACGUGCAAAUCGAAGGUAGAAAACUUUAACGAAUUUCGCGAACGGUGCCUACACAACGAUGAGUAUCUCCGCACGACGCUACAGUUGGUGGCGCAAAAGCAAGAAGAACACGACGAUGAGUACGAGGAGGACGAUGAAGAGGAUGUGGAUAUUAAGCUGGAACCGGAGGUACUGUUGGACGAGCAGAGCGACGUCGAUCAGAAGGAUGACGACGAGAAAGAAGAUGGCAUGAUCGUUGACAGGAACGAUAACAAAAUCGACCGAACUUCGCUGGCAUUGGCACAGGAUGGGCUGAAUGGUCAGCACGAGCUGGUUUCGAAUGGUCCGGAACGUGAUGAGUGGGAUGAGGCCGGAUCAAACGAUCACGAUUCGAUUGGCAACUCGUCAACGGAAUCGUUCAACUAUCCGUACCUAUCGCCGGAUCCAACGUACGGUUCGCUGCUCAAGUGUGAGUUCUGUUCGCUGGAAUUUUCCGUGCUUGAACAGCUGAAGCGGCACAUCACGAGCCACAAGGAGGAGCGAAUAUUUCAGUGCUACUACUGCCCGAAAACGUUUCACUUCGCGAAGAACCUCAACAUGCACGUCGAGUAUAUCCAUUCGAAGGCAAAGUACACACCGUCACAGGUGGCAAAAAUGAUUGCCAGGCAACAGAGUCUAGUCCAUAGCAGUAGCAGUAACAAUAGCAGCGUCAGCCAGAGUACCAACGGUGGGUUAAGCCCGUUGUCACCGUUACUAGAUACGAGCGAUUGUUUGAAUAAUAACACCAUCCCGAGCGGCGCUGGCAUUGAUGCGGGUGCCGGCUUAAGCCUUAACAUUAACCUGAACGGAAGCACGACGUCGAGCAGCACGAACGGAUCGUCGGCUUUGGGAAGGAACUUGAAACCGAUUCGAUUACCCGCGCUCGGUCUAAUGGCAGCAGAGGGACGGCGCGGUUCAUUCGUACAGUCGACGAUCGGUUUGUCCAGCGAGCGACAGCAGCAUGAGUGCCACGUGUGCCAUAAAAGCUAUGGCGAAUCAUCCGCCUUGCGGCAGCACAUGCUCGUACACACGGGCGAAAAGCCGUACAAAUGUGAUAUCUGCUCGAAAUCGUUCUACAAUGCUAGCACGCUUAAAACGCACCAGCGCAUCCACAGCGAUCAAAAUCCGUACCGGUGUGGGACGUGCACGAAGAUGUUCGACAAUGCGCGCAGUCUCGAGCUGCACCAUCGUACGCACACGGGCGAAAAGCCGUACGCGUGUGAUGUGUGCUUGAAGAAGUUCUCAUGCUCGUCGAAUUUGAAACGUCACCGGAAGCUACACGAUCGCGACUAAACGAAUAAGAUGUGUGCGAAAGGACACGAUCGAAACCGAAAACACAAUUAUAACAUUUGAAAACGAUAACUGAACUGAAACGACGACCAUGCUGUGUGUAGGGCGAGAUGUUUUAUGGUGUUUGAAAACUGAGCACACGCAGAUGGAAGCAUAGAUCGUACCCUUCAGGAGGCAGUACGACGAACACAGCAACUUAGAUUUACGAGCUCAAUGUGGCAUUACUUGCGGCAGAUCGGCAGGAUGUAAAUAGUUUGCUUCGGGUGCAGACGCGUGCCCUGGUGCUUCCGAGAAGAGUGUAACGCAUACAGAAUCUCAGCAUAACCGAAAAUUGACUGUGCAUUUAUACACACAACAACGAGUAGCUGUUUAUUAAGUACGCAAAACUAAAACAUCUACUAACCCAAACGAACGUGCCGCUACUGAGAAAGAUUUGAACCUGUUAAACCACUGUUAACGUUGUUGUUGUGAAGGAUCAUUCGUAUAUAGGCCUGUUCCGGGGGGUUAGUUUCCUCCGUUGCGUUGCGGCAAUGUACGUUCUUCCAGCUUUAAUGUAAAUAACCAAACCUGAAAUGAUAGAGAAGAGACAAAAAAAACAGUUAAAAUGUUCAGCUAGGAAAAUGCCAAAAACGACUACAUAACGCAACGCUGUUUGAAUCGAAAAUUUACCUAUAGAAGUUAAGGAAAACAGUUGUUAAAAUUUGCCCACAUUCGUUAUUCGAACGAAAACAAAACUGUGUAAAUUAAAAAAAAAACAAUUUCACCGAGCUUAAACCUGAUGAAGCAUACGCUGGAAGCAUAACGAACGCCAAUGAAACCAUA
This is a messenger RNA of Anopheles moucheti, 2589 nucleotides long. Its product is annotated as zinc finger protein 880-like. The coding region runs from base 286 to 1770 and encodes 494 amino acids. NCBI's taxonomy places the organism in Eukaryota, Metazoa, Arthropoda, Insecta, Diptera, Culicidae. Gene Ontology annotation, cellular component: nucleus. The record is from RefSeq and is a predicted model, not a curated record. Gene Ontology annotation, molecular function: zinc ion binding. The transcript has 3 exons.